This is a messenger RNA of Vicia villosa (hairy vetch), 738 nucleotides long. Its product is annotated as dirigent protein 19-like. Bases 68 to 631 code for a protein of 187 amino acids. NCBI's taxonomy places the organism in Eukaryota, Viridiplantae, Streptophyta, Magnoliopsida, Fabales, Fabaceae. The record is from RefSeq and is a predicted model, not a curated record. The transcript has a single exon.
ACUCACACUUUCACAACUCAUUCACGCUUUCAUUAUUCUCUUCUCUCCUCUCCUCUCUUCCACAACAAUGGCUUCCAUUCAUUUUCUCACUUUCUUCUUCUUCCUUCUCCUCUCCUUCACCACCAUCACUUCCGAUUUCGUUCGUCCUAUAGACCGCAAAUCGUUAGGCCUACACAAGAAAGAAAAGCUAAGUCAUUUCAAAUUCUACUGGCAUGACAUAGUGAGUGGAAAAAACCCAUCAUCAAUCAUGGUUGUUGCACCACCAAUGAAACUUAACACAACCACUGGUUUCGGUUUGGUUCGAAUGAUCGAUAACCCUUUAACUUUAGGGCCAGAAUUGAGUUCCAAACUUGUUGGAAAAUCUCAAGGCUUCUAUGCUUCUGCAUGUCAAGAUGAGGUUGGUUUGCUUAUGUCUAUGAAUUUGGCUUUUGUUGAAGGAAAGUAUAAUGGAAGUAGUAUAACUAUCUUGGGGAGGAAUCCGGUUUAUGAUAAGGUUAGAGAGAUGCCUGUGAUUGGUGGGAGUGGACUCUUCAGAUUUGCUAGAGGCUAUGCUCAAGCUAGUACUUAUUCUUUUGAUCCUAAAUCUGGAGAUGCUGUUGUUGAGUACAAUGUUUAUGUUUUUCACUAUUGAUUUUUAGUACUUGUGUUUCUCUUUAGUGUUAUAUUUUGAUCAUAAAUUUGUAGUUGUUGUAAGCAAUUGAUAUGUUUAUUACAAUGACAUAUCAAACCCUUUCUCUA